AUGGGUCUCUCCACGCUGAUCCCGCAGCGAUUGUGCUAUGGCCCCAUCGGGAGUGGCGCUGGCGACGUGGUCCGGCUGUCGUUCAACGAGAUCACCGUGCCCGAAUUCAGGGAGGGCCGCUACGGGGUGUGCCACUACAGCGAGAUGGCCCUCGGCGGCUGCGUCGGCCCGCUGGGCUUCGAUCAGAUGCUGUGGUUCUGCCUCGAGCUCGACGGCCGUCUCCAGGAUCCCAGCAAGCUCGUCGCGGUCCAGUAUGUGGCCGAGGAGCGCCAGAACGUUGCUGUCGUGACUGGCGCGUACCUCGUGCUGGUGCAGGGCUGGUCCGCCGCCGAGCUGCGCCGGGCUCUGCCCGAGGACGCCGGCUUGACGUUCCCGUGCUCGUGGGCCACGCCGCGGGGCCUCAAGACCAGCCAGGGAGCGCCCCGCAUGACGGUCCAAGACUGCUGGGAGGGUGUGCAGAUGGCCCGGGACUUGGGGUGGCUGAGCAAAGACAGCGUCAAGGAUGGCGUCGUGGCUGCCCUCGCAGCCAGCAAGUUCUGGAAGAUUACUUGCCAGUACGACGGGGCCUGGCUGGUGCCGGGCGCUAUCUUCGUCAUGGCGGACCCCAUGACGACCAUCCACGACCCCAACCCGGCUACGUGCGCCGCCUUCCGCAGGGAGUGCGGGGACGAUCCCGAGCUGGAGGAGGCCUCCCUGGACGAUCUCCGGGGGCUCACCAAGUGCACCGCCGCUCCUCCAAUGGUCCUGCUGCCGCCGUCUGCCGUCUGCGGGGAUGCAGAGGGGGAGGAGGAGGCCGCCCCUGAUCCCCUCGUCAGCACUGCCGCCAGCGAGCGGGACCGCGACGGGGCCGACGACCUGCUGGCUGGCGCGUCGGUCCACACAGUGUGCAAGGCGUACGGCGCUGGGGCCGGGGGCCCCAAGGGCUGCGGCCAGUGGCCGGGCGCCAAGCCGUUCGUGGACUUCCUGCUGGAGGAGGGCAUCGGGACCGUGGUGCGCGUGAACAUGCCGGACGAGCAGGGGCUCGCGGAAAUCGGGGGGAGCUACGACGCGAGGCUGCUGGCCGAGCACAGGAUCCGGCACGAGGACGUCUUCGUUAGCGACAGCAAGGCGGACAGCAAGGGGGCCGUCCCGCCCAGCGGUGUCAUAAGGCGCUUCUUCCGCCUGGUCGGGGACACGAGUCCCGAGGGCUGCGGCGCCGUGCUGGUCCACUGCAAGGGCGGCUUCGGCAGGAGCGUGUUCAUGGCAUGCCUGCUGAUCAUCUACAGGUACGACGUGCCAGGCCGCGGUCUCCUCGGCUGGGUGCGCAUUGCGCGCCCUGGAGCAAUCACGACCCCAGAGCAGGAGGCCGCGCUGCGCUCCAUCACGGGCCGCGAGGACCUCUGCAGGAAGUACGGCGUCCCCUGCGAGGGCCCGGGCGGCGCGCCGACCGGGCAGGCCUGCUGCACGGUGAGCUGA
Molecule: messenger RNA, 1455 nt
Organism: Prorocentrum cordatum
Lineage: Eukaryota; Dinophyceae; Prorocentrales; Prorocentraceae
Source: the annotation of a GenBank genome assembly